AUAAUUGCUGUCUGAUUCCUAUCUUGUGCUUUUUUUUUUAUACCAUACUGCAAGAUGCUAUCCUGACUUGACUGUACGCUUUGUCACACGUCGAGAAUUAUGCAUCUAUUGGAUAUCCCGAGCUCGAUGUGGAUUUAUUUCUUGGUCACGCUGCUGAACUGUUAUUCGGACGCCGUAUCUGGUCAGCUCGCUUACACCGUCGCAGAGGAGUCAAACAUUGGGACUGUUUUGGGAAACAUAGCCAAAGAUCUGAACAUUAAUGCCCAAGAGUUGGAAACGCGGAUGUUUCAGAUUGUUGCUGGAUCUAAGAAAAAAUAUGUCGAGGUAAAUGUGAAGACUGGGGUUCUCUAUGUAAAUGAAAGAAUCGACCGAGAGCAGCUCUGUGGCGACGAGUCGAAAUGUUCACUUGGUGUAGAAGCAGUCAUAAAUAACCCUUUGAAACUGUACCGUAUUGAAGUAGUUGUGUUAGAUGUCAAUGAUAACUCGCCAUCGUUUCCCAGCAUGUCGCAGACCAUUAAUAUUACUGAAAGCACAGCAGCAGGAGCUAAAUUCCUCCUGAAACGGGCUCACGAUGCUGAUGUUGGAAAGAACUCUGUUAAUACAUACAAGCUAAGUCAAAAUGAGUAUUUUUCUCUGAAUACACAUAAGGGACAGAAUAUGAUAGUCGAACUAGUCCUACAGAAAGUGCUAGAUAGGGAAAAGCAGUCUGUAAUACGACUAACGCUGACUGCCAUUGAUGGGGGAACACCAGCCAAAUCAGGAAGUAUGACUAUUACAGUAAAUGUGUUGGAUGUUAAUGAUAAUCACCCAGUUUUUAGUCAAAAACUUUAUAAAGCCAGCGUGUAUGAGAACGUUAAAAUCGGAACACCGAUAAUUACUCUGAAUGCUACGGACUUGGAUGCAGGGCAAAAUGGCCAAAUAUUGUAUUCAUUGAUCGAAAUAGACCAAGGAAAACAUACGAGCUUAUUUACUAUAAACGAACAAAAUGGCACAAUAACGAACAAAAACAACAUAGACUUUGAGGAGAACAAUGCUUUUGAGAUUCAAGUGCAAGCCAGUGACAGUGCAAACUCUCCUCUCACUUCAAACGCAAAAUUACUGAUUGAAAUUCUAGACGUGAACGACAACGCGCCUGAAAUUACAGUGACGUCGCUUUUAAAUGCAGUGAAAGAGGACGCGUCCACCGGCACCGCGAUUGCUCUUAUUUCUGUACAUGAUAAAGACAGCGGGAGGAAUGCAGUGGUGAACUGUGAAAUUUCCAAUGAUGUUCCUUUCAAAUUAGAAACAAAUUAUAAGAAUUACUAUUCCUUAAUUGUUGAUGGAGCGCUUGACAGAGAAACAGCGGCUCAAUAUAAUAUUUGCGUCAGUGUCAGAGAUGAGGGGAGUCCAUCUCUCUCCAGCACCAGUGUCAUUGUUGUGCACGUCUCUGAUGUAAAUGAUAACAAACCCAGUUUCUCAGAAGACGCUAUAAAUGUCUUCAUAAAAGAAAACAGUCAAAUAGGAGCAGUUAUUAAAACAGUGUCAGCAGUUGAUGCAGACUCUGAUCAAAACGGCCAAAUAAGCUACUCACUUUUAAUUGACAAUAGUAACCCACUGCCACUCAGAUCGAUGAUCAACAUAAAUUCAGAAACAGGCGAUAUAAUCAAUCUACAGUCUUUUAACUAUGAGGAGUUGAAAACGUUUCAGUUUAAAGUUCAGGCUACAGACUCUGGUGUUCCUCCGCUCAGCAGCAAGAUGACAGUUAAUAUUUUAAUCCUGGAUGAAAAUGAUAAUAAUCCAACUAUUUUAGCUCCUUAUUCCGAGCACGGCUCUGUUAACAGUGAAACCAUUCCUUAUUCUGCUGAAGCGGGAUACUUUGUAGCAAAGAUCAGGGCUGUGGACGCAGAUUCUGGAUACAACGCGCUGCUUUCUUAUCACUUGUCGGAGCCCAAAGGAAACAACCUGUUCAGGAUCGGAACCAGCACCGGAGAAAUCAGGACUAAGAGGAGAAUGAGCGACAAUGACCUGAAAAGUCACCCACUGGUGGUGUUAGUUUCUGAUAAUGGAGAACCUUCUCUGUCAGCCACUGUUUCUAUUGAUGUGAUGGUGGUUGAAAGCACAGCUGAUGUCCACACGCAGUUCAGACAUGUUCCUAUAAAGGAGGCCAACUUCUCUGAUUUGAACUUGUAUCUACUGAGCGCCAUCGUGUCAGUGGCUGUGAUCUUUCUGCUGAGUCUCAUCAGUUUAAUAGCUGUCAGAUGCCACAGGACAGACAGUGAUUUCAGCAGGUACAGCGCCCCCAUGAUCACCACCCAUCCUGACGGGAGCUGGUCUUACUCUAAAGCUACUCAGCAGUAUGACGUGUGUUUCAGCUCAGACACACUGAAGAGUGACGUAGUGGUUUUCCCCGCACCGUUUCCACCUGUAGAUGCUGAACUAAUCAGUAUUAAUGGGAGCGAUACUUUUACCAGAACUCAGACGUUACCUAAUAAAGAAAAGGUAAGAAUAUAA
Poeciliopsis prolifica (blackstripe livebearer) is the source of this 2490-nucleotide messenger RNA. RefSeq names its product protocadherin alpha-3-like. Gene Ontology annotation, cellular component: plasma membrane. The record is from RefSeq and is a predicted model, not a curated record. Lineage: Eukaryota; Metazoa; Chordata; Actinopteri; Cyprinodontiformes; Poeciliidae. The transcript has 2 exons. The coding region runs from base 100 to 2490 and encodes 796 amino acids. Gene Ontology annotation, molecular function: calcium ion binding. Gene Ontology annotation, biological process: homophilic cell-cell adhesion.